GGGAGAGGGAGAGGGAGAGGGAGAGAGAGAGUGACUCUCAGAUUUUUGGGUGCUCGGUUUGGUGCAACAAAUGGCACGGAUCGAGAAGGGACAGAUAUAGCGAGAGAGAGAGAGAGAGAGAGAGAGAGAGCUUGAAUAUCUCUAACAUGUCGAGGCUGACGCAGAGGAAGAACCUUGGAGGGGUGUUGAGGGCGUCGAUGUGCGGGAGACUAGGGGAUGGAGGAGGAGGAGGAGGAGGAGAGGAUCAACAACCGCCAAGAGACGAUGGUAGCCAUUACAGCCUCACAGGUGGCAUUCUUCCGCCACUUGGCAUCACCGCUUCCACCACUCGCCGCGUAAAGCUCCGCCCCUUCAUUGUCUCCCCAUUUGAUCCCCGCUACAGACUCUGGGAGACAUUUCUAGUAUUUCUAGUUUUCUACACGGCAUGGGUGUCUCCCUUUGAAUUUGGAUUCCUAGAGAAACCAAGGGGACCUCUUGCUGUAAUCGAUAACGUUGUCAACGGAUUUUUUGCCAUUGACAUUGCAUUGACUUUCUUUGUUGCAUACCUCGAUGAAACUUCUUAUCUCCUCAUAGACAACCCAAAGCAGAUUGCUUGGAGGUACACCAGGACUUGGUUGGCAUUUGAUGUCAUCUCCACAAUCCCUUCUGAGUUUGCUAGGAGCAUAUUGCCCCCUCCUCUACAGACAUAUGGAUACUUCAAUUUGCUUCGCCUCUGGCGUCUCCGAAGGGUCAGUAAACUGUUUGCCAGAUUGGAAAAAGACAGGAACUUCAGCUACUUUUGGGUUCGAUGUGCAAAGCUUAUAUGUGUUACUCUCUUUGCAGUUCAUUGUGCUGCCUGCUGCUUCUAUCUUCUUGCUGCACGUAAUUCUAACCCAAGUAGGACAUGGAUUGCACUUAUCUUGCAAAACUUUCAUGACCAGAGUUUGUCGAUCCGAUAUGUGACCUCAGUUUACUGGUCCAUCACCACUCUUACAACCACCGGCUAUGGUGAUUUGCAUGCUACCAAUACCAGGGAGAUGAUAUUCGACAUUUUCUACAUGCUUUUUGAUCUUGGCCUAACAUCAUAUAUAAUUGGAAAUAUGACAAACUUGGUUGUCCAUGGGACCAGUCGAACAAGGAAAUUUAGAGACACUAUUCAUGCAGCCUCGAGUUUUGCACAAAGGAACUGCCUACCUGCUCGCCUGCAAGAGCAGAUGCUUGAUCAUUUAUGUCUGAAGUAUAGAACUGAUUCAGAAGGGCUGCAGCAGCAAGAGUUUCUUGAUUCCCUACCUAAAGCAAUUCGAUCUAGUAUCUCACACUUUCUCUUCUAUUCACUUGUUGACAAGGUGUACUUGUUCCGUGGGGUAUCAGUUGACUUACUUUUCCAACUGGUCUCAGAGAUGAAGGCUGAAUAUUUUCCUCCCAAAGAGGAUGUAAUUUUGCAGAAUGAAGCACCCACAGACUUGUAUAUACUGGUUACUGGUGCUGUGGAAUUCAUCGUGAAAAAGAAUAAUACAGAAGAGACUGUUGGCGAGGCUAAGACAGGAGAUGUUGUUGGUGAGAUAGGCAUGCUCUGUUACAGGCCUCAACUGUAUACAGUCCGGACCAAACGAUUGAGUCAGCUGCUGCGUUUGAACCGUACUUCUUUUUUAAAUAUUGUUCAGGCAAAUGUUGGAGAUGGGACCAUAAUCAUGAACAAUAUUCUUCAGCAUUUGAAAGAGAUGAGGGACCCACUGAUGCAAGAAAUUCUUACUGAUACAGAGCACUUUCUAGGUCAGGGCAGAAUGGGUUUGCCUCUUAGUUUAUGCUUUGCAGCCACCAGAGGUGAUGAUUUACUGUUGCAGCAGUUGCUGAGGCGUGGCUCUGAUCCAAAUGAAGUGGAUAAUGGAGGACGGACAGCAUUGGUGAGCAGAUCACCUUUUUCUAGAUUUUUUAAAAUUUUUUUUUUUUUCUCUCUCUUUAAGAACAAUAUUUCAAUUAGGGACUGUGAGCUACUUUUUCUUUUGUUGCAACAGCAUAUUGCAGCAUCAAAAGGAAGUGAGAAUUGUGUAGUUCUACUUCUAGAGUAUGGAGCAGAUCCUAACAUCAAAGAUUCAGAAGGAAAUGUUCCCUUAUGGGAAGCAAUACUGGGGAGACAUGAAUCCGUGAUUAAAACUCUCACAGACAAUGGGGCAGAGAUAUCUUCUGGCAAUGUGGGCCAUUUUGCAUGCAUUGCUGUUGAGCAAAACAACUUAGAAUUGCUCAAGGACAUUGUCAAAUAUGGUGGAGACGUGACUCUGCCUAAGAGCAAUGGGACUACAGCUCUUCAUGCAGCAGUAUGUGAAGGAAAUACUGAAAUAGUUGAGUUCCUGUUGAACCAAGGAGCUGACAUUGAUAACCCAGAUAUCACUGGAUGGACACCUAGGGCUUUGGCAGAUCAUCAGGGCCAUGAAGAUAUCAAAGACUUAUUUCAGGCCAAGCAAGAAGAGGUCAAGAAACCACCAGCUGUCCCAGUACUUAAAAAGCAUCGAGGUGUAUCAUUCCUUGGGAAGUACCAGAGUGAGCCAAUGAUGCCUCCAUAUCUCCACGAAAGCAUUCCGCCUGCCGGGGAGGUGACAUGGUUGGAUAGUCGUCCAAGGCGAAAGGCUAACAAUUUUCACGAUUCACUUCUUGGGGUCAUGUCAGCUGCUAAUGCUGGUGUCACAGACCUUAUUGCAUCUGCUGGCAGUUUUGCUAGUGCCCGGAGUUUGAACAGCUUCCCAGCUAGAGUGACACUUAGUUGCCCGGAGAAAGGUGAGGUUGCUGGAAAGCUUGUGCUACUGCCUCUUUCCCUUCAAGAACUACUUGAUGUUGGUGCCAAAAAAUUUGGCUUCUCUCCAAGCAAAGUUUUAACUAAAGAAGGAGCUGAAAUUGAAGAUAUAGAGCUUAUUAGAGAUGGUGAUCAUCUUGUUCUUGUAAGUGAUGAUGGAAUUGGCAGUUCAAACAGCCACCAGACGGCCAGUUAGAGCUGAAAUUUGGCUUCUCUCCAAGGAGUCAGGCCCGCACCUAGACAACCCUGCAUCUACAUUUUGAGCUAUGGGUAGUUGGGAUUGGGAAGGACAUUGAUUUUUCAUAUAUGAUUUUUUUUCUUUUUUCUUUUUUUUUUUUUUUUUUUUUUUUUUUUUUUUUUUUUUUUUUUUUUUUUGCGUUGAAAUUUACUGUUUUUGUGUUUUUGGGGUUAUUGAAGGAAGCAAAGUUACUACUGAUGGAAUCGAUUGAAAAAGAAAAAUGCAGUGUUAAUUGUAAGGCUUGUAUCCAGUGUCCUGUCCUACACACAAAGAACGAAAGUUGAGGGUACAACCAGGGAUGGAGGGGGGACUAGUAUAGGCCAUGGCCCCCAAUUCCUAAGAACAAAUUUUUUUU
Messenger RNA from Alnus glutinosa, 3360 nucleotides. RefSeq names its product potassium channel AKT1-like. The record is from RefSeq and is a predicted model, not a curated record. The coding region runs from base 147 to 2963 and encodes 938 amino acids. Gene Ontology annotation, cellular component: membrane. NCBI's taxonomy places the organism in Eukaryota, Viridiplantae, Streptophyta, Magnoliopsida, Fagales, Betulaceae. Gene Ontology annotation, biological process: potassium ion transport; transmembrane transport. The transcript has 11 exons. Gene Ontology annotation, molecular function: voltage-gated potassium channel activity; protein binding.